AUGCCAUCAAAGAUUAGAUAUUUAUUUACAUUGAUGUUGGCAUAUUGUAAUAUAUCAAAUCCUCUACAACUGUGGGAGAAGCAUAAAGAAAUAAUGUGUGAAGAUAUAUUAAAGAGGGAUGCAAAAUCAGGUUUUGACGAGGACAUUUUUAAUGAAGGAUUACUAAUUAUUAAUAGAUCACUCGAAUCAGUCAUUGGGAAAAAUAUAUGUGAGUACGGGUUUAGCGUUAACAGUCAAAAUAUUACAAAUAAUUUGGAAUAUGACAAAUAUAAUUUAGAAGAACUACAAAAAAUACUUAAUGAAAGGGAACCGAAUUUAUUGGAAGGUCAAUUAAGAAUCUACAAUGAAAUAAACAGAAAGAUUGAAGAAAAUGAUGGUAAAAUAUUCUUCAUAGAUGCACCGGGAGGUACAGGUAAAACAUAUCUAUUAAAUUUAUUAUUGGCAAAGGCGAGAUGCAAUAAUAAAAUAGCUAUAGCAGUUGCUUCUACAGGUAUUGCGGCUACGCUUUUAGAUGGUGGACGAACAGCACAUUCAAUGUUCAAACUACCAUUAAAUCUAGCAAAGGAUAUGGAGCCAGUUUGUAAUAUUAAAGGAAAUUCACUUAUUGGGACUAUUAUACGUGAUUGUAAUCUAAUAGUAUGGGAUGAGUGUACAAUGGUAAGUAAAAGAGCAUUUGAAGCAGUUGACAGAACUUUUCGCGACAUCAAACAUUCAGAUUCACCUUUUGGUGGAUCGGUGUUAGUAUUAGCAGGUGAUUUUAGACAGACACUGCCUAUUAUUCAAAGAGGAACACCAGCAGAUGAACUUAAUGCAUGUUUGAAAUCAUCGUAUUUGUGGACCUUGGUAAAAAAAAUAAGUCUAAAUGUAAAUAUUCGUGCACAAAAGUCAGAAACAAAUUCAUUCGCUAAGGUACUUUUAAAUGUAGGGAAUGGAACACUCGAAACAAAUUCAGAAGAUUUUAAGGUAUCACUACCUCCAGAGUUAUGCAUAAAUGUAAACAGACCAGAAGAAUUAUUAACCUCAGUUUAUCCAAAUCUAGAGGAAAAUUACACAUGCUUUGACUGGCUUAGGGAAAGAGCAAUACUAGCACCACUAAAUGACGAAGUACAUAAUAUUAAUUUAGAUUUGCUCAUUAAAUUACCAGGAAUGGAACGUAUUUAUAAAUCUGUAGAUGUAAUUAUGGAUCAAGAAACAGCAUGUGAAUAUCCUGUGGAAUUUCUAAAUUCUUUAGAACCGUCAGGGAUGCCUCAUCAUACUUUAAAAUUAAAGGUAGGAGCGCCAGUUGUUCUAUUACGAAAUCUAGAAUCUCCAAGGUUAUGUAAUGGUACAAGAUUAGUAAUAACAAAUUUAAUGUCUAAUAUUAUAGAAGCAACGAUAUUAACGGGGAAAAAUAAAGGAGAAGAUGUUUAUAUUCCAAAAAUUCCAAUAAUUUCGGAUGAAUUACCAUUUAGAUUUAAGAGACUACAAUUUCCAUUGAAGUUGAGUUUCGCAAUGACAAUCAACAAAUCACAGGGACAAACCCUUAAAGUAAUUGCAUAUUCCUUGAAAUUCACAGAUGAAGACAUUGAAAACGCAUUUGUUCAAGAUAAUACUAUUUUGUUGAAAUCAACUAAAAUUGAUUAUAUUGAAGAAAAUAUACAAAAUCUAAAUUCCAAAUUAUAA
Molecule: messenger RNA, 1662 nt
Organism: Octopus sinensis (East Asian common octopus)
Lineage: Eukaryota; Metazoa; Mollusca; Cephalopoda; Octopoda; Octopodidae
Product: ATP-dependent DNA helicase pif1-like
Exons: 2
Coding region: 1-1662 (553 amino acids)
Biological process (GO): telomere maintenance; DNA repair
Molecular function (GO): DNA helicase activity
Source: RefSeq, a predicted model, not a curated record